Messenger RNA from Hypomesus transpacificus, 3201 nucleotides. RefSeq names its product carbohydrate (chondroitin 4) sulfotransferase 11 (gene chst11). The transcript is spliced from 4 exons. Gene Ontology annotation, cellular component: membrane. Gene Ontology annotation, biological process: carbohydrate biosynthetic process; proteoglycan biosynthetic process. The record is from RefSeq and is a predicted model, not a curated record. Lineage: Eukaryota; Metazoa; Chordata; Actinopteri; Osmeriformes; Osmeridae. Gene Ontology annotation, molecular function: sulfotransferase activity. The coding region runs from base 330 to 1268 and encodes 312 amino acids.
UCCAGGACUGGCGUGGUGUGACAAAGCCAUAAGGUAUUGACUGUAUUGAGUCCUCAUGGUCUACAUCUUUGCUUCUCUUUGGCAACGGUUGAUUCCGUUUUAGCCCCGAAGUGUUGUUUAGGUGCGGACAGGAAACAGGAGAUGAAAACAAUGACCCAACUGAAUCACGAAGACUUCCUGUUCAGACCAGGAAAGGACUAUGUGCCAUUCUGUCAUAGACGUAUGUGUGCUGACUGGUUACGCUUCCUCUCUGUGUGCCUGCACAUUGCUUGGAUUGUUCAAUGUGAAGUACAGGCAGCUGAACAUUACGGCUCACACAGGCUCUGGUUAUGCGGAGGAACCCAUUUGCAACAGACAUGUGCUGUAGGAAAGGUUCCCGCAACGCCCUACAAGACCUCUACAACCCCUCACAGUCGGAGCUCUCUGGCAGCGCUGUCCUCCACCAGGCCAGGAGAGACCAGGUGGCGGAGUCAUGCCGGGCCCAAAGUGCGUCCAGCCGGAAGCGGCGGGUCCUGACUCCCGGAGACCUGAAGCACCUGGUAGUAGAUGAGGAGCACGAGCUCAUCUACUGCUACGUACCCAAGGUGGCCUGCACCAACUGGAAGCGCGUCAUGAUGGUACUGACAGGCCUCGGGAAAUACAGCGACCCCAUGGAGAUCCCAUCAAAUGAAGCCCACGUCCCCUCCAACUUGAAGACCCUGAACCAGUACAGCAUCGCGGAGAUCAAUCACCGCCUCAAGACCUACCUCAAGUUCCUUUUUGUCCGCGAGCCCUUUGAGAGGCUCGUCUCGGCAUACCGUAACAAGUUCACCCUCAAGUACAACUCCUCCUUUCACCGACGCUUUGGCACUCGCAUCGUCCGCCGCUACCGCAAGAACGCUACGCAGGAGGCGCUGGCCAACGGCGCCGACGUCAAGUUCCGCGAGUUUGCAGAUUACCUGGUGGACCCAGCGACACAGCGCGAUGGCCCCCUGAAUGAGCACUGGCAGACGGUGUACCAACUGUGCCACCCAUGCCACGUCCACUAUGACCUGGUGGGCAAGUAUGAAACUCUGGAGGAGGACGCCAACUACGUGCUGCGUUUGGCGGGCGCCAGCGAUUCACUGAGCUUCCCGUCGUACGCCAAGUCCACCCGCACCACGGAUGCCAUGACGGCGCAAUUCUUCGGCAACGUGAGCUUCUUGCAGCAAAGACAGCUGUACCAGCUCUACAAGAUGGACUUCCUCAUGUUCAACUACUCCACGCCCAGCUACCUCCAUCUGGACUAGCGGAGGCGUGCAAUUUACGGGACCGGGGACUCUGAGGAGGGUCCUUUGCUGAGAGGCAAAAUCACCGCGAGAGAACUAUUAUCACGGAAAAAACGUUAUUUGAAAACUACCGCAAGGGGGUGGGGUCUAUUCGAGACAGAGAGUAGGUGGUGAUGUCAGCUUGUCUGUCAGUAAGUCUCCACUCUGCUCUGACAUGGGAUUGAGAGGAGGGGGUGGGGGUAGUGAGGUGAUCCAAUAGUGUGUGAGUGUUAGAAAGAAGGAGGACAGAAAGGAGGUGAGCAGGGCUCCCCUGGAAAACGGCACUUUGUGUUCUAUAUGUAAAUGAGCUCCUGGACCAGUUCGGCGGAUUUGGAUUCCACGCAGCUAAUGGCGACCUUGCACGUGCCCUGACCCCAAAGCAUCAUGGGAACUUGUUUAUUUAAUCCCAACCGAUGGAAAAACUCUUGUCAAAUUGUGAAAAUAAUAACAAUAAUUUAAACAAAAACUAAAUGCUCAUACACCUCCCUUUUCUCUGCUGUUGACAUGCCAUGCCCUCAGUCUCGAUGAUGGAGUCCUGCAUUAUCAGCUGGCUGGCUGCCAUUUUGACUACCUUACCCACACACAUACACACUCCCCACACCAAUAGCUGGCUAUUGACUUAGCUCCAUCCAACCGUCAAAUGAGAGUGAUUCUGAAACAAUCUGGGGCCAAGAGUUGUAACAGUGUUUGGCUACAGCACUGGUCUUCAUACCGUGGUUUAGGAAGAAAACUUGAACUAGAACUCCUUAAACCUGAUGGCCUUCUCUGCAGCCCUGACACAGAACAUUAUAGACUUUGGACCAUAGGAAGUACAAAGAUACGUGUGUGCCCUUGUGAUGGAGGGUUAUCUCCCAUUUUCUACGAAAGAAGCAGAGGAGAGAUGGCCAGCGUGGUUUUGAAAGGGUUAACCGAAGGGAGAUAGGCGAUAGUCUUAUAAUCUUGCCCGCUCUUGCAAACCAACCAGUUUCCACGCCUAUAGCCACGCUCCCCUACACUCCUUCUCUGACGACUAAACACAUUUAUUUUUAAAUGUUUGGUUAAGAAUCUUUUGUUAUUUUUGUUUUUUUCCUGUUUUGUUUAUGUUGCCUUUUGAAAUGUUGCUGCGAGCAGCAAUACAAAAAUAUUAUUUAAAUUGCUUGGUUGAAGAGAGAUUACAUUUUGUUUCUUGACAAAUUAACUUUUGUUGUCGAUAUUUAAAAAGAUUGUUACUGUUAUUACAAGUUUUGUUGUAAUAGUCUGUUUGUUGUUAUUGUCUUUCCACAUUUGUCUCUGGGAAACUCACUAGAUUUCCAUUGAUUCAGAAUUCAUGAAGGGCAUACAAUUGCGUCAGGUCCAAGGCUUUGUUAUUCUGUGCGUGAAUAGAUGAGCUAUCUCAUGGGAUUUUAUGCUUUAUUAUCCCAUUCCCUGCAGUCAAACAUGGUGCCAAAAAGGUUGGAACACUGACAAUGCCAUGGAUGAGACAGGGUCAGCUAAACUCAUAUCAGUGUCAUUCAAACAGUGAGAAUAGAGGUCUGCUAAGAUAACGAGGGUCUGACUAUACAUAGCAACAAUACAGACAACCACAACUGCAACUGAAUACAAGUGAUAAUGGUCUAUAUUAACCUGCCAAAGUCAGUCAUACUAGCGGGUUGAAACUGCCAUUGUUAGGUCAUGUCUAGAGGUCAUUUUUACUCAAUGUGACUAGGUAGCUGAAAUAGAUUUUUACUUUGCGAGUGUAUUGAAAGUGAGACAGAAAAGCAGGCAGAGUCAGGGAGAGAAGUCAUGAUACUUUUUUAAAUGUAAUUUAUUUUUUAUUCUGACUAAAGACAGAUAUGUUUUACAGGGUAAUAUCUGUUACUGCUUGGGUAUACAGUGCCCUCCAAAAGUAUUGGAACAGUGAGGCCAAUUCCUUUAUUUUUGCUGUAGACUGAAAACA